AUGCCCAACACGCCGCCCCCCGCCCUGCUCCCGCCCCCCGAGGGCAUCUUCCGGUCCUUUGAGGAUCUGAUGGCCUCGGUCCAGCGCGUCGCCAAAGACCAAGGAUACGGCAUCGUCAAGCUCCGCGCCUCCAACUACCGCGACGGCAAGCCGACCCGCUACGACCUCGUGUGCGAUCGCGGCGGCGUCAAGUACAACAGCACUGCCAAGAAGCGCAAUCCCUCUACGCGCAAGAUUGACUGCCCCUUCCGGGCCAAGGCCGUCUGCGAAGUCCAGCUGGGCAAUCAAUGGCGGUUUGCCCUGCAAGAGGCGCGCCACAACCAUGAGCCUCGCGUGGCCUCGGGAACGCCCGGCCAAGAGAACGCUCCGCUGGCGACAACCAUCCGGUCCUUUACCAACAAGCUGGAUCGCCUGAGCCACGACAUGGCACAGGGCCUGAUGCGCAUCGAGCAGCGUCUGGAGAAUAUUGAGAAGCGCAUGGAGAACCUCGAGGCCCGCGCGGGCGGCUACGAGCCUCGCUUCCAGACCAUUGAGUCGCGCAUUCAGGGUAUGGAGGGCCCGCGCAUGGACGGCAUGGGUAUGGACGAUGUCGAAUCACGCCUCCUGGCAUCCACGGUCAUGUAG
Molecule: messenger RNA, 624 nt
Organism: Hirsutella rhossiliensis
Lineage: Eukaryota; Fungi; Ascomycota; Sordariomycetes; Hypocreales; Ophiocordycipitaceae
Product: FAR1 DNA-binding domain-containing protein
Exons: 1
Coding region: 1-624 (207 amino acids)
Source: RefSeq, a predicted model, not a curated record